AUGGACCGCCACCUCCAAUUUGACGACGGCAGAAUCUGGGUCGCAAGAGUGCGCACCCCUGGGCCAAACUACCUGGCAGGCGGCGAGAAGAUGCUGGAACCAGAAGCAUGCCUGAAAAGUGAGAUAGUCAACGCCACGUUCUUGAAAAAAAGUUCAUCGAUUCCCAUUCAAACAGUUUACGGUUUCGAUUUGGGGGUGACAGAUGAGGUAGGAGGGCCGUAUGAGCUGUUCGAGCAUGUAGGCGAAACCACGGCGAAUGAGCUUCGAGUCUUGAGGAACGGCAACGACUCUAACAUGUACGGCACGAGAGAGCAAGACAAAAAAUUCAGACAGAAGCUGGCAGAGAUUUAA
Molecule: messenger RNA, 351 nt
Organism: Akanthomyces muscarius
Lineage: Eukaryota; Fungi; Ascomycota; Sordariomycetes; Hypocreales; Cordycipitaceae
Exons: 2
Coding region: 1-351 (116 amino acids)
Source: RefSeq, a predicted model, not a curated record